CCUAUUUUUUCACAUUGAGCACAAAACCCUAACGCCGCCGCCCGGGAAAAUGUCCGCCGCCGCCCGCCCCCUCGUCACCGUGCAGUCGCUGGAGAGCGAUAUGGCUACUGACGGAGGAUCAGCCAGCCUUCCACUUCCAGACGUGAUGAAGGCCGCCAUCCGCCCCGACAUCGUGAGCUUCGUGCACGGUCAAAUCUCCAACAACGCCCGCCAGCCCUACGCCGUCUCCAAACGCGCCGGUCACCAGACCUCCGCUGAAUCCUGGGGUACCGGCCGCGCCGUCUCCCGUAUCCCCCGUGUUGCCGGAGGUGGUACCCACCGCGCCGGGCAGGGAGCCUUCGGUAACAUGUGUCGAGGCGGAAGAAUGUUCGCCCCGACUAAGAUCUGGAGGCGCUGGCACAGAGCCGUCAAUGUCACCCAGAAGCGCCACGCUGUCGUUUCGGCGAUCGCGGCUUCUGCCGUUCCUUCACUGGUGCUUGCCCGCGGCCACAAGAUCGAAGAGGUUCCCGAAUUGCCUCUUGUCGUUUCCGAUUCUGCUGAGGCCGUCGAGAAGACUAGCUCCGCUCUGAAGAUCCUCAAGCAAAUCGGAGCCUUGGCCGAUGCUGAGAAGGCCAAGGACAGCCAAGCUAUCCGCGCUGGAAAGGGGAAAAUGCGCAAUCGCCGCUACAUUUCCAGGAAAGGUCCCCUUGUCGUCUACGGAAAUGAAGGUUCCAAACUCGUCAAGGCUUUCCGCAACAUCCCUGGUGUUGACGUGGCGCAUGUUUCGCGUCUCAAUUUGCUCAAGCUUGCUCCCGGGGGACAUCUGGGGAGGUUUAUUGUGUGGACCAAAUCUGCUUUCGAGAAGCUUGAUGAGGUUUAUGGCACCUUUGAGAAGCCCUCGGAGAAGAAGAGUGGGUAUGUGCUGCCCAGGGCUAAAAUGCUAAAUGCUGAUUUGGCUAGGAUUAUCAACUCUGAUGAGUUGCAAUCUGUGGUGAAGCCGAUCAAGAAGGAGGUGAAGAGAGCUCCGUUGAAGAAAAAUCCUCUGAAGAACCUUAAUGUCAUGUUGAAACUCAACCCGUACGCCAAGGCUGCUAAGAGAAUGGCUCUUCUGGCUGAGGCGCAGAGGCUCAAGGCCAAGCAGGAGAAGCUUGACAAGAAAAGGAAACCAAUCACAAAGGAGGAAGCUGCAUCAAUCAAGUCGGCAAGUAAGGGUUGGUACAAAACUAUGAUCUCCGAUAGCGACUACACUGAAUUUGAAAACUUCACAAAAUGGUUGGGCGUAUCUCAGUGAGGAAUUUGCAUCUUGAAACGUUUUAUUUUUUGGUUUGUACUGUUUUUGAGGUAUGACUUAGAGUUUAAAGAUAGUCACCAAGGUUUUGAAACCUGUCUUUUUUUUAAGCUUACAUGGAGAGAGUUCUUGUUUAAACCUUUAUUUACUUAAUUUUAUGUUUUCCGCCUCCA
Messenger RNA from Salvia hispanica, 1440 nucleotides. Its product is annotated as large ribosomal subunit protein uL4z-like. Gene Ontology annotation, molecular function: structural constituent of ribosome. The record is from RefSeq and is a predicted model, not a curated record. Gene Ontology annotation, biological process: translation. Gene Ontology annotation, cellular component: ribosome. NCBI's taxonomy places the organism in Eukaryota, Viridiplantae, Streptophyta, Magnoliopsida, Lamiales, Lamiaceae.